Molecule: messenger RNA, 291 nt
Organism: Eimeria tenella
Lineage: Eukaryota; Apicomplexa; Conoidasida; Eucoccidiorida; Eimeriidae
Product: Chromosome I, complete genome, related
Exons: 1
Coding region: 1-291 (96 amino acids)
Source: RefSeq, a predicted model, not a curated record
AUGCUCGCUGCCAACGCCCCGAACUCCUCCAAGAAAUCCGGGCAGAUCGUCUGCACCAUGCGGCCGCUGCUGGAGUGUCUGCAGCAGCACCAGCUCAAGCCCCCCAGCAGCAGCAGCAGCAGCAGCAGCGAGCAGCAGCAGAAACUAGUGCCCGAUGGGGACAUUUCGCAGUGCGCGAAAGAGGUUUAUUUGUUUGAAAAGACCUGCAGCAAAACUGUCGGAUAUGUCCAUGACAGAGAUGGACUUGAAGACACAAGAAGUGGUUUGUUCUCCGGCACCAGGGCCCUCUAA